This is a messenger RNA of Ixodes scapularis (black-legged tick), 1812 nucleotides long. Its product is annotated as syntaxin-12. Gene Ontology annotation, molecular function: SNARE binding; SNAP receptor activity. NCBI's taxonomy places the organism in Eukaryota, Metazoa, Arthropoda, Arachnida, Ixodida, Ixodidae. Bases 319 to 1200 code for a protein of 293 amino acids. The transcript is spliced from 10 exons. Gene Ontology annotation, cellular component: membrane; SNARE complex; endomembrane system. Gene Ontology annotation, biological process: vesicle fusion; vesicle-mediated transport; intracellular protein transport. The record is from RefSeq and is a predicted model, not a curated record.
CCAAAGCUAUCCAAAGCCAUUUCUGUUCCUUCUGUGCUGUUGCUCCGAAUUUACCAAGGGAUGAUUGGGGCGUUGUGUACAAUGCGGUAUUGGUGUAGCGGUUGCUUCGUUUACUAAUCAAUGCCCGCUUUAUGGAACGCAGCUGAUGCCAGUUGUACGAUUCGAAAGCUAAUUAUCAGCGCUUGAAAUCUCCGACAGCAAGUGAUACGAUAGAGGCGGUGGGAUGAACUGCUCGCGAUAAGUCUUCGUUAUCGAAUUCGUGAUUUGGACACUGGCGGAACGGUAGUGAUACUACCGCGCAAGGAAUUCUAGGUCGCAAUGUCGCUGUGGAACAGUCCCGGAGGCAGGAACGCCCAAAACUACGGAAGCACUACGCAGGGCUUUGGGUCAGCUGCAAGUCCUUCCAGAAUGUCAAAUCCUGUACAGCGCUUCCACCAGCUUUCUGACAACAUCAGUUCGAAUAUCUUCUCCAUUAAUACUGCAACAUCAACUCUUGAACGGGCAACAAAGCAGCUUGGCACUCAGGCAGACACAGAAGCCUUCAGAGACAAGAUUCAUUUGACCCAGCAGAAUGCAAAUGCUACCAUCAAGAUGACCUCAGCCUCGUUGCAUGAUCUGGCUGGCUUAAUUGGACCUGCAGAUAAGCAACUGAGGCUUCAGUCAGACCGGCUCCGCAAUGAGUUUCAAGAGGUGGUGAAGCGUUACAGCAACUUGCAGAAAGAGGUAGCGACACGGCAGAGGUACAGCAUGUGUAAACCGGCCGCGGCACCUCGCACAAGGACCAGCGGCUGGGGUGGGCUUGAGGCCCAGAGAGAAGAAGAGGAGGCUGCACUAAUCCCGGGCCUUGAGAGUCCCCAGAGCCCUGUCCAGCAGCAGCAGCAUCUAGUUGCAGAUCUGGACUAUGAGAAUGCCCUCUUGGCCGAACGAGAGCGCCGCAUGCGACAGAUCGAAACGGACAUGCUGGACUGCAAUCAGAUAUUCAAGGACUUGGCUACUUUGGUCCACGAACAAGGAGAAACCAUCAACAGCAUUGAAGGCAACAUUGAGAGCACUCAGAUCAACACAAGUCAAGCUGUUGACCAACUUCGCAGUGCUGCCCAGUAUCAGAAAAAAUAUCGCAAGAAGGCUUGUUGCCUCCUCACUCUGGCCGUCAUCGGCAUUGCGGCCCUUGCUCUGGUCAUUUACUUCUCUGCCAGGUAGUCUGUCAAAGCCUGCGUUGUUUGCCCUCGAGGCAGCAUCCACAAGGUGCAGUGUUCAAAGACGAAUGAGACAUUGCGAUUAUGCUGAGCUGUACUCCCUUUCACCUUACGAUGGACCACAGUGAACGCUAAGAGUCGUUCCAGCCAGCCAGUCCAGCGCUGUCAAUGCAUCACAUGACUGUGCGCUUCAAACACCUCUGAGCCCUUCCUGAAGGUGUUAUCUGCAAUCGAUCAUAAGGUGAAACAAAGUAUGGAGGAUGAUCAGAUAAAGUUCUGAACCAAGUCAAAAACUUUAUCUGAUCUAUGAGCUGUUAAUCGUGAGGCAACAUUUUUAUUGCAUGUUAGGUUUGACUGCUGUUGAUCAAACAACUUGUGGACUCACAAAGCUCUUACAAUCUCUCUCUGGAUUAGAGGUUACACAUGCACACAUUCUUUAGUCCUCUUCUUGCAUGUGUUGAUGCAGCACUAAAUACAAAGGUUAUCCAGCUCUUCUGUGAAGGAACUAAUGUGAUUUAUGGUCAGACAUAUUUUGUAAGGGGCACAUGUUGUUUAAUUUAUGCCUGUGGUAUAUUUGUGCUUUUGACCAUGAUAAAUAAACCAGACCAAGAAUGUU